Esox lucius (northern pike) is the source of this 4039-nucleotide messenger RNA. RefSeq names its product sarcosine dehydrogenase (gene sardh). The record is from RefSeq and is a predicted model, not a curated record. The transcript is spliced from 22 exons. Lineage: Eukaryota; Metazoa; Chordata; Actinopteri; Esociformes; Esocidae. Gene Ontology annotation, molecular function: oxidoreductase activity; protein binding. Gene Ontology annotation, cellular component: mitochondrion. Bases 221 to 3016 code for a protein of 931 amino acids.
CUACAUUUUGCACAACCGACGGCCAUUUUCGAGCAAAUUCCGUUAUCCAUCUAGGGGCUGUUUCUGGUGAAGUAGCUAGACACUUUCCCCUCUAAUUACAAAUUUGGGGACCAAAUCUCACAACGGAAGCCCUAAUUAAGCGUUUGUGUAGCUGUUGGGGAGCAACACGGGAACCAGAUAUCCUAUUGCCUCUUUGUCUUCUGAAGAACUUGAAGGGACCAUGGCCUUCCUGGGGAUAGCGGUGCGCAGGGUUGCCAACUGCCACCUGUCCCUCUCCCCUCUGUGCAGCUCUGCAACCAGGUCCCGCUGCUACAGCACCAGCCCCAGCCCAGAGCACACCACAGAAAAGAGUGUCCCCUACAAGAAUGUUCUCAAGGUGGAGGAGGGGGGCAGCGGGCCUACCAAGCCCUUACCCAAAUCAGCCGGGGCUGUGGUGAUUGGAGGGGGCAGCCUAGGAUGCCAGACCGUCUACCACUUAGCCAAGAUGGGCAUGACCAACGUGGUGCUGCUGGAGAGAGACAGACUGACUGCCGGAACCACCUGGCACACAGCAGGUCUGCUGUGGCAGCUUAGGCCCAGUGAUGUGGAGGUAGAACUUCUGGCCCACACCAGGCAGGUGGUCAGCCACGAUCUAGAGCAGGAGACGGGCCUAGAGACAGGCUGGAUCCAGAACGGAGGACUCUUCAUCGCAUCCAACAAGCAGAGGCUGGAUGAGUACAAACGCCUCAUGUCGUUGGGGAAGGUCUAUGGUAUCGAGUCCCAUGUCCUUUCCCCCGCUGAGACCAAAGACUUGUACCCCCUGAUGAACGUAGACGACCUCUACGGCACUCUGUAUGUCCCCAAGGACGGCACCAUGGACCCUGCUGGUACCUGUACCACCCUGUCCCGGGCCGCUGCCGCCAGGGGAGCCACGGUGAUCGAGAACUGUCCAGUGACUGGGAUUCAGGUCAGCACAGAUGACCUGGGAGUAAAGAGGGUCAAGGCAGUGGAGACCGCCCACGGAAUCAUCCAGACCCCAGUGGUUGUAAACUGUGCAGGAGUAUGGGCCACUAAGCUGGGUAAGAUGGCAGGAGUCAAGGUGCCUCUUGUCGCAAUGCAUCAUGCCUACGUAGUGACCGAGAGGAUUGAGGGCAUUCAGAACAUGCCCAAUGUGAGGGACCAUGAUGCAUCUGUCUACCUCCGUCUCCAAGGCGAUGCCCUCUCUGUGGGUGGUUACGAACCAAACCCAGUCUUCUGGGACAAGGUUUCUGAUGCUUUUGCCUUCAGCCUGUUUGACCUAGACUGGGAUGUUUUCAUACAGCACAUAGAGGGGGCCAUCAACAGAGUCCCUGCUCUGGAGCAGACUGGCAUCAAAUCCACUGUCUGUGGGCCUGAAUCAUUUACAGCGGACCACAAGCCCCUGAUGGGUGAGGCUCCGGAGGUCAGGGGAUUCUUCCUGGGCUGCGGCUUCAACAGUGCCGGUAUGAUGUUGGGAGGAGGCUGUGGCCGAGAGUUGGCCCAUUGGAUCAUCCAUGGACGUCCUGAAAAGGACAUGUACGGCUAUGACAUCAGGCGGUUCCACCAGUCCCUCACAGACAAUAGCAGGUGGAUCAGGGAGCGGAGCCAUGAGUCUUAUGCUAAGAACUACUCGGUUGUGUUCCCCUUUGAUGAGCCCUUGGCCUCCCGUAACAUGAGGACCGACCCCUUCCACAAGGUCCUGACGGAGCAGGGCUGCUUUUUUCAGGAGAGACACGGCUGGGAGCGACCAGGAUGGUUCAGCCAGGACGGUCCGGUUCCGGUUCUGGACUACGACUGGUACGGGGCCUAUGACAUCAGCCGGAACCAGAACUACAAAUACAACAAGCUGCUUGGCGAGGAGUACACCUUUGACUACCCCCCACAUCAUCACCUGAUCAAGAACGAGUGUCUGACGUGCAGACAUGGCGUCACAGUUUUUAACAUGUCCUACUUUGGAAAGUUCUACCUCACCGGGCCAGAUGCCAAGAAAGCUGCAGAUUGGCUAUUCUCCGCAGAUGUCAGAAAAGUACCAGGGUCCACUGUGUACACCUGCAUGCUGAACCAGAGAGGAGGAUCUGAGGCUGAUCUCACUGUCAGCAGACUAGAGGCUGGUGCCUCCAACCUGCCCCUCACACCGGAGUCUAACGGUGAUGCGUACUACUUGGCCAUUGGUGGCGGUGUGGCUGAACACAACUGGAACCACAUCCGGACGGUUCUGCAGGAUGAGAGUUUCAACUGCCAGCUGACGGACCACUCUGAAGACAUGGGCAUGAUCAGCAUUCAGGGUCCCAAAAGUCGAGAGGUGCUUCAGGAGAUUCUGGAAACUGACCUGAGUAACGGAGCCUUCCCCUUCUCAACACACAAAGUCUGUAGUGCUGCCGGACACAAGGUGCGAGCCAUGCGCUUAUCUUUUGUGGGCGAGCUGGGCUGGGAGCUGCACAUCCCCAAGGACUCCUGUCUGCCAGUCUACCGGGCUGUCAUGGCUGCCGGCGCCAAGCACGGCAUCAUCAAUGCCGGAUACCGAGCCAUCGACUCCCUCAGCAUAGAGAAAGGCUACAGACACUGGCACGCUGACCUGCGCCCCGAUGACACGCCUCUGGAGGCGGGAUUAGCGUUUACCUGUAAAUUGAAGAGCACGGUUCCCUUCCUGGGUCGGGCCUCUCUGGAGAAGCAGAAGGCAGACGGACUACACAGACGCAUCGUCUGUUUCACCAUCGAAGAGAAAGUCCCGAUGUUCGGUCUGGAGGCAAUCUACCGGAACGGCAUCCCUGUAGGCCAUCUGCGGCGCUCCGACUAUGGAUUCUAUAUCGACAAGCAGAUUGGAUAUGGAUACAUCCGAAACCCUGACGGGGGAGUGGUGAGUACUGACUUUAUAAAGAGUGGGAAGUUCACUCUGGAGAGGAUGGGCGUGGUUUACGAGGCCAAGGCCCACCUUAAGUCACCCUUUGACCCCUCCAACAACCGUGUGAAAGGCAUCUACCCCAACGAGCAACACAACUUUUGCCAAGCCAGCGUGUAAUGUAUAUAGAGGUGGGAUUGGGAUUGAAUGAUCUAUAUUACAUGUAGCUAAAUGUCCCUAAUCUCCCCCAGCCAAUACCACUAUUGAAGUCAGGCCUGGGUUCAAACACUGUACGUUUGUUCUUAGUCGUUGGGGUUUGCGUUUUUUUCUAGUCUUUGCGAUUCAGUUGCAACAGGCCUACCCAAUCAAACUGAAUAAGAAAUGUCAAAUAAGAAUUGUAUUUUGUGUACCCAGGUCUAUGUGCAGGCUUCAUGUUUACUGUCUGUCUGGCUCUUAGCUUGAGAAUAGUAGCUAUUAGGUCAAUAUUAAAGGCGUAGGCGUGGAUUUUCUCCAUGAAAAUAACUUUAAAAGAUUGUCUGAUUUUAGGUGUCCACGUGUACUUUGAAGGAAGUCACCCUGAAGUUUGUGCAAUUGCUAACUACCUGUAGCACAAUAAGUAUUUGGGAACAGCUAGAAUAUAUGUAUUGGCUCGUGAAAUGUCCUCCAACUUCCUACAUACGGGGCGCAGAGAUGUGAAAUUGGUAUCAACACUUAUCUAGCUCUGGGCAAGUAGGUAAAGGGAUUUUGUGCCAAAAUGCCAAACUAUCCCUUUUAUGGGAUAUAACUACAUGAACAUCUCAUGUCUUGUCACACCUGACCAUCAUAUUGUUCUGACAGGAGACAAGGCUUCAAGCUUGGGAACUCAUUGUCUGUAAGUCACCUCUGUGAUUAAAGUUAAAUGAUUAACAAAGAUGUAUAAUGAUCCCUGUCAUGUUUAUUUUGGGUUGGAGAGAUUUUUGUAAAAAUAUUUGAUUUAAUUAUUUAAACUGAAAAUUUAAAUUAAUUAAUUUGUUGUACAGCUAUAUACAUUUUGUUUUGGUCAUGUCUCUGGUGCUGCUGUGGCAUGAUAUAUCCUGUCUUCAAUCUAGCCAUUCCUGUGUUGGAAUUAGUGUUUGUACACUAUGCUAAUGUCAGAACAGAUACCCAAUAUACUCAGUCAACAGCAAUGAAUAAAAGAUAAUUACUGUGAAAAAACAGAACAGA